This is a messenger RNA of Racocetra fulgida, 268 nucleotides long. NCBI's taxonomy places the organism in Eukaryota, Fungi, Glomeromycota, Glomeromycetes, Diversisporales, Gigasporaceae. The record is from the annotation of a GenBank genome assembly.
GGAGAAAACUAUCGAAAACACCCAUCACAUUACGCUACUCUUUAUAAGAAGUGCUGGUCUUCUGAACCAAAUUUGCGCCCAGCAUUAGACGAAAUUUUGAUUGAACUCGAGAACUUAUCGGCUGAACCUGUUGAAUUCAUUACAAAUAAUAUCAAUAAUCAACAAAUGCCGCAAUCAAAUAUUUCUUCGCAUGAUACAAAUUCUGUUUCUCCGGUUAAUACACCUGAAGAUCAUCCUGGAGAACAACACUAUUGGUCAUCACCAUUAU